AUGUCUUCCGUGUUUCAGAACGCCACUUUGGCGUCAACGCUGGCUCACAGUGGAUCCUAUCUAGAAACGUUGCACAAUGUCCAGGCCGGCCAGUCGCAGCUGAACGUCAUGGAACAAUACUGGGCGUCGUGGUACGUUUACAUGAACAACGACGUGCUGGCCACGGGCCUCAUGUUCUUCGUGCUGCACGAAUUCAUGUACUUCUUCCGUUGUUUGCCCUGGGCCAUCAUCGACCAGAUCCCAUACUUCCGUCGCUGGAAGAUCCAGCCCACCAAGAUCCCAAGCACCAAGGAGCAGUGGCACUGUCUCAAGUCUGUCUUGCUAUCGCACUUCCUUGUCGAAGCCAUCCCCAUCUGGACUUUCCAUCCAAUGUGCCAAAAACUAGGUAUUUCCGUCUCCGUUCCAUUUCCCUCGCCAAAAACCAUGGUUUUCCAAAUUGCCCUCUUCUUUGUUCUUGAGGACACUUGGCAUUACUGGGCUCACCGUCUGUUCCACUACGGUGUUUUCUACAAGUACAUUCACAAGCAACACCACCGUUACGCCGCUCCUUUCGGUCUAACUGCUGAGUACGCUCAUCCAGUGGAAACUUUGUCGCUAGGUUUCGGUACUGUCGGUAUGCCUAUCUUGUACGUCAUGUACACCGGUAACCUACAUUUGUUCACUCUUUGCGUGUGGAUCACUCUAAGACUUUUCCAAGCUGUCGACUCUCACUCUGGUUACGAUUUCCCAUUUUCAUUGAACAAGUUCCUACCUCUAUGGGCCGGUGCCGCUCAUCAUGAUCUCCACCACCAUUACUUUAUUGGUAACUACGCUUCUUCUUUCACCUGGUGGGACUACAGCUUGGACACUGAGGCUGGUCCAGAGGCCAAAGCCGAAAGAGAAGAAAGAAUGAGAAAAAGAGUCGAACUAAAAGCCAAGAAGGCUGCUUAG
Messenger RNA from Lachancea meyersii CBS 8951, 930 nucleotides. Lineage: Eukaryota; Fungi; Ascomycota; Saccharomycetes; Saccharomycetales; Saccharomycetaceae. The record is from the annotation of a GenBank genome assembly.